Molecule: messenger RNA, 882 nt
Organism: Eimeria mitis
Lineage: Eukaryota; Apicomplexa; Conoidasida; Eucoccidiorida; Eimeriidae
Exons: 3
Coding region: 1-882 (293 amino acids)
Source: RefSeq, a predicted model, not a curated record
AUGGCUGUUAGCUCCCAGCGCGACGCAACUGAUACCACACAACAGGACUCGCCCUGGAUAGCUAGCUGGAUUAACAGCUGCAGCUGCAACAACUGCAACAACUGCAGCAGCAGCUGCUGCAGCCGCGACGACAGCUGCAGCAGUGAGCGGCUUAUUCCUGUCGGAGCAGUCGAAACUGCCGCCCUUUCUUGCGGAGUCUCCAGUUCAAACAAACGGCGCGGCCUUAAGAAAGCCUUUCUCGUGACUCCCGAGGCAGCUGCAGCAAGCAGUACCAGCAGCUGCAAACAGCAGCAAGCUGAAGCAUGUAGUGGCAAUGCAGAUAGCCUGGCGUGGGAAUUCAAGUGUACAUACACCCUGAAGAUAAGCGACCUUGAAGUCGUUGUGUUGCCGCUCCGUGGGGCCCUCUGGGGCGUUGAAAGGAAUACAAACGGGCCCCUCAACGGCUGCAGCCUUGCUUUUCCGCUGCGCCUGCGGUCGAGAGCUGCAUUCGCUUUAGUGCGUACGUACAGCUGCUGCGAGAGAGCCAAAGCUUCGCUGCAGCAGCUGCAGCAGCAGCAGUGGCUUCCAAAAGGGGAGGCGCAGCUGAUGCCCCCUGAGGGGGGCCAGCCCGCUCUGAAAAGCAAACAAUCUGCAGAUGCAGCCUUUCUGCUGACAAUAUGUUUAUACACGGACGCUGCAGCUGAGGCGGCCCUGGCGCGUAUCUGUCCUGCAGCAGCAGCAGCAGCAGAUGCCGCAGCAAUUGAGGCAGUCGAUGGAGCAGCCGCAGAUGCUGACAAGGAAGAGAUGAGCACGAAGUUACACGUGGAGAUAGACGACAGCUCCUCUUCAGACGACGACUGCUCCAGCGUGAUUCUCGAGAGCAGAACCGAAGAAGGCAGUUAG